AUGUCCGCGCAAUUGAACGGCAUCGGACGGUGGUCGGCAAACAAAGCGAAGCGCCACCAACAGCCAGCGCAACCGUGCGGCGACAGUGAGGAAUCGUCGCUGGAUGAAUUUCUCGAACACGAGCUUCUUUGCUGGCUGAACGAGGAUAAACCGAUCGGCGAGGAGAUAGCGACCAUCCGACCGGAACUGUACGGUGAGCUAAACCACUUGUUCGGGGUAGCGAACGACGCAGACAACCGGUGCGUGGAGGACAUACUGGCUGAGGCGGAGCGAUUGAUGCUGCAGGAUCCGCACGGUACGGACGCGGAACCUGCCGUACAAUCGCCGAUGGGGUGGGGCGAACUGCUACUGCCCGAGAUGGACCCUUCGCCAAACCGUGACGCCCUAUACCUGCAAACAGUAAGCCCGGACUGUGUGAAGGUGCUAGAUGUUGGUUGUCGUGGUACUUACAAUGACACAAUCGAUAGUAGACCCCAGUCACAAACAAUGGACACAUCAAAACCAUCCAACCUUAUCGUACCAACGCUGGACGAAAGUUGUGCGACCGCCAACAUACCCGUAGCGAAAAGUACACCAACACCAGCCUGCACGCCCCGGCAGCGACGACACCUCGAUCAACCGCCACCUAUCAAACCCAUGGAGGAAACGCAGCAGGAGUCACCACGCAACCAAUGCGGGCAUAAUCGCGCCCUGAAGCAGACAGCAAACUGCAGCAGUAACUCCCCGGCAUUGGCGGAUCGCCGGCAGGUUAUGUGUGACAGGUCAACGCAACCGUCACCCACGCCUGAGAACGACGAACCAAGCGAUGAGUACGCGAGCUGGUCGAAGGAACGGCUACUGGAGGGUAAGAUUACCGAGCUGCAGGAACGGCUGAAGGAUACCGAGGAACGGUACCAGAGUUUGAAGCUGCAGUACGACACCCUGUCGCAGGUGCAUCGGACGUUGCGUGAGAAUUAUGGUGCGAUGCAGGAGGAGAGUGAAAAGCUGCAGUUCGAUAUACAGCAUCUGACCAAGUGUGCCGACGUGUUAAGGUCUGAAUUGCAAUCCGCCCGCUGUGAUCGCGAUUCUGCCAUUGAGCUGCAGAAAAUUUUACAAUCCGAGCUGGAUGAAUCGCGAAAGGAGAAGAAGAAGCUACAGGACAGCGGGGAAAAGGACACAAAAACGAUACAGGACCUGCAGCGACAGUGCCGGGAGAUGGAACGCAUACUGAUGCGUAAAAAUCCCGACUCCAUCUCAGCCUUAAUCGUGGCAAGCAAAUCACCCACGGGGAAGCCCGAAUCGGACGGUUCCACCUCCACCACCUGCCGGCUGCUGGAGCAGCGUAUCGCUCAGCUAGAGUCGGACGCGAAAAAGCAGGAUGCCAAGGCGCAAGGUAUAUUGGCCGAUGUGCAGGCCCGCUUUAACUCGGUGCAGGCAAAGUAUGAAACGCAUAUAGCCGAUCUCGAGAUGCAGGUGCUCAGCCUGCAGGAGAUCAAUUCGAAGCUGAACGAAAAGAUCAUUCGCCAAAUGGAGGAGCUUGCCAGCAUUAGCAGCCAUGCGGCCGGUGCCACCGCCGGUGGUCUGCCGGUGGUGAAAGCCACCAGCGCCGCACGCUUCACGCAAACCGAAACCGCCGAGGAGGCUCCGGAAUGUCGGGGCCGGCGGCGCGAACCAGCUAGUGUUAAAGUGCGCUCUAUUUUAGUGCAGACGGAUGUAACCGGGACGGUGGAUGCGAUCGUUACGCGGCAGCCCAAUGCGAAGCGUGCCCAGGCACAGGGCAAGGAGGACGCCCAUCUGCUGGCCACCAUUCGCGGCAUGCGGGUCGAUCUCGCCAUCAAGGAAAAGGCAGUCCAGCGGCUAACGCGCGAAGUCGAUGAGUGUAAGAAAACGAUCAAAAAGUUGCAGAAAAAGAAGGAACCACCGGUGUUGGGGCGGUGUGACAGUGGUCGGUCACCGGUAAAGGUGCGGAACAAGGUGGCGGACAGCUGUGCGGAUAGCCCGGACAGUGGUGGACCACUUCGCGAUGCCCAGUCCAAGGUAAAAAUUCUCGAGCUGGACUACAAAGCGUUGCAGGACAAACGAUUGCAAGAUCUGAAAACUUUACAAGCCGCCCACGAAAAAGAGCUAGCAUCCUGCCAUGAAUCGAUACGCUUUCUGCAGCAGCGGCUGGCCGAAAGUGAAGAAGAGCUGCUCCAGCGUAAGGAUAAGCAACGACCGAACCAUAGUAACGAUUAUUACGGACUGAAGGCAAAGCGAAAGCACACAUUGAAACGGGUUACACCACGGCAUGGGCAAAUCUUGGCCCGGAAAUGUUGGCUAUCAGCCGGCCAUAGUCGACACUGUAAAGCGUUAGUUCAGCAUAUGCUGAAGGAUGAGUUUCACUGUACCAAGUCGAAUGUGCGGCUGCGACAGCAGUCCGGUGCUGACAAUAAGCUACAAUUGUAA
This is a messenger RNA of Anopheles marshallii, 2424 nucleotides long. RefSeq names its product centrosomal protein of 162 kDa. Gene Ontology annotation, biological process: cilium assembly. Lineage: Eukaryota; Metazoa; Arthropoda; Insecta; Diptera; Culicidae. The coding region runs from base 1 to 2424 and encodes 807 amino acids. The record is from RefSeq and is a predicted model, not a curated record. Gene Ontology annotation, cellular component: centrosome; centriole; axonemal microtubule. The transcript has 6 exons.